Messenger RNA from Pelodiscus sinensis (Chinese soft-shelled turtle), 1888 nucleotides. RefSeq names its product protein SSUH2 homolog. Lineage: Eukaryota; Metazoa; Chordata; Testudines; Trionychidae. The record is from RefSeq and is a predicted model, not a curated record.
GUUGAAAUCCUGUUGGGGUUUGUGUGAUCCUGUACUUGUAGAUUUGGUACAGACACUGCAACUUCCUCCAACUGCGAGGCCUUUUGGGAGCUAAACACUAGCACAGGAAGUGUCAUUUCUUGAGCAAACAGCAGUUUGUGACUUUCGACAACAAUGGAGCAAGAGCUGCUGAUCGGAAAUGAAAGCCAUGUGAAUUAUGGAAGUGAACGUCUCCUUUCUCCCUCUGUCACCCAAGAUGCCUCUGCUCCUCACUCCUUGCCCCAUGAAGGACCCUCUUUACCCCCCAUGGAGCUGAUGGACAGGGCCCCUGAAGAUGAAGUGGAAGAGGCAGGAGAUCGUGGAAACAAAGGUUUAUCUCCCCCGGCUAAUGAGCGUUUCCACGGAGAGCACAAUGAUUCCAUUCCACCUCACGCAGACUUGAACAUUCUGUCUAUAUCUGAGCACAUAGCCAGAGAAGCCUUGGUACAAUACACAGCCCAUAAGUGCUGCUACAGAAUUGCCCCGGCAAAGCGUAUGGUGAUCCAGAACUUGACUCCGCUCAACACAUUCAGAUAUCGUCUGCAAACCUUCACUGAAGCCAGAGAAACAUUCCCGAUCAGCGAGCCUUAUGAUGGUGGAUUUGUGGACUCUUCUGAUGUUGCACCAGCACCUGCCCCCUGGGCACUAGCAGUGGAUGCACCACCUCUGUUUAUGGAUUGUGAAAUGCACAUUCCAGUGCCUCACACAUAUUCAGUACAGGAUUGUCCUAGUUGUCAAGGCCGUGGUAAAAAUCGGUGCCACUCGUGUAAUGGAUGUGGAAAGAGAAGGUGUACGGCUUGUAGUGGGACUGGCUGGCAAGACGCAUCCAAUCAGAGUUGUUUGUUUUGCUCAGGUUCAGGAAAGAGACGUUGCUCAAAUUGUCAUGGUUGUGGGUGGAGGAAAUGCAUCCGGUGCUAUGGAAAAGGCCUCUUGCUGUAUCAUUCUGAACUUACAAUCACUUGGAAGAACAGCAUUGCUGAAUAUGUUGUUGACAAGAAUUCUGGGUUUCCUAUUUAUCACCUGCAGGAAGUCACUGGGAAGGAAAUAUUUAGUGAUGAAAAUCAAGUGGUGUAUCCUAUAGUGAAUUUCCCUGAGCCAGCCAUCGAUCAGGGUUCAAAAUCAUGCAUUGCGCAACACCAAAUGCAGUUUGCCUCCAGUAGUCGUAUAUUGAGACAGAAACAAACUAUCGAGCUGAUUCCACUCACCAAGGUAGACUAUGACUGGAGAGGAAAAAUCUAUUCCUUCUAUGUCUUUGGAAAGGAAAAUAAAGUGUAUACAGAGGACUACCCAGGAAAGUGCUGUUGUUCAGUCAUGUGAUUCACAGAUAAGUCCUAAGUUCUGCUAAGAAAGAAACAGCCCAUCAGGCAGCAGAGCAGAUCUGGAAUUAUUUAUUCUCCUUAACAGAUGGAGCAACUCCUUCCUUUCCAGCUUUCACUGGACAUCAGAUUUAAAGCUCUUCACCCACAGCAUUAUCAUGGACAGUGAUGGGUGUGUCUCGGUGCAAUUGCAAUUUAUGCAGGAGAUUACAGUGUUUCAAUUAAACAGCAGAACACUUCUUUAAUGGCUCUGUGUUUAUAAAGAUGAAGCUGUGUUUAUAAAGAAGACGCAUUGUGACAAUGAAGAGUGAGACAGUGCUAGUAUAUUGUAUGAUGGAGAUUUGAAUUGGAGCUUUUGGUUUUCUUCUCCAUAGUUUUGCAUUGAUACAUUUGGCUUGCUAAAUGUCUCCUUUAAGUUCCUCUGCGUGAAAUGCAUAGUCUAAAGGAUGGAAAUAUAAACAGCUUCAGGUAACUUUCUUACAGGGUUUAAAAUGAAGGCAUGUAAUUUUCCAAAUACACUAUGGCUGUGUCUAGACUGGCCAGUUUUUCUGGAA